AUGAUUUCCUAUUUAAAAGACAAGAUAUGGAGGAGAUGGGCGCGUGCGCACAUUUGCACUUUGGCUCUUGCAUUUAGUUUGAACAGUACUUGGAGGAUACCACGUGAUGCAUUUAAAUACGGUGGUCUUUCAUACGGCUUGUUAAUAACUGCUGCUCUCCUCACAGUUGCUUUACCAGCUGUGCUGCUGCAGCUCUCAGUAGGGCAAUUAAGUCAACAGGAUCCUGUAGGAGUGUGGAAAGCUGUACCGUUACUUAAAGGUAUCGGUUUUGUAAGACUGGUGAUAUCAUACAUCGUAGCUGUGUGUGUUGUAACUUAUCUUGCGAUGUCGGUUACGUUGUUCUUCUACACGUUAAACCAUACAAUUCCGUUCCAGGAAUGUACAGAGUUUUUAGAAGUCGAGGGUCAACCACCAGCGGAAAUAAAUUAUAACGCAACCCAAUGUUUCAAUGAAUCAUUCUUCGCACCAAUACAGCAAAAGCCUGAAUAUUUCCUUGCGUUGUCUUUGGUCGUCCUGUUUCUUUGGGUCCUGUUCCCUUUUAUUUUAUACAAGCCGAUUAAGUCGCUAAAAUCGAUAUUCUACAUAUUGGGACCAAGUGCGCCAAUACUAUGGAUAAUAAUUAUUUUCUCUAUCGGUGAUAAGAAUAGUCUGGCAUGGUUCAGUAAGAACGAGGAUUGGUCGAACUUCUUGAGACCUGAGAUAUGGCUUAAGGCGAUAUCGCAAGCGUUAAUAGCGGUAAAUGUCGCUGGGGGAUUUCUUAUAUCUGCUGGCGAUUCUGUAUAUUGUACUUCCGACGUUGAAUGGACAACAUUUAUAUAUGUCGGAGCUAACAUUUUAUCGAUUUGGUUUGGAAUGAUAGUCUGGUUCGCUCUCGGUGAUACAGAUACCGGCAGUACAGUAUUUGCAGUACUCGCCAGGACUUACAAUUUUACCGUGGAGAAAAAUUUGAGUACCGCAUGGGCUAUUGUAAUUUUUGCUACGUUGUGUUUAUCAGGAGUUAUAAGUAUGGUCUCCCUUUUGUAUCCACUAUACGACCGAUUUCGACGUUUAGGCGGGCGUAUCAAAUGGCGUUACAUUGCUAUUGGAAGCUCGCUUUUAGGAGCCGGACUAGCAAUAGCCACACUAGUCGACCAUUCGGUUCUAAUACUCCUUGAAGAUACAGUAUUACCAUUUCUUGUCGCAUUCACUACGAUUCUUGAGAUUUGCGCAUUUAUUUUUAUAUAUGGUUGGAAAGUACUAUUGCACGAUAUAGAAUUCCUAAUAGGUAGACAUUUGCAACGAUUUUGGAUUUGGGCGUUAUGCGGAGUGCCCGGUAUCAUCGGACCGUUUCUGUUAUGGUGGUGCAUAACCCAGUUUUUGAGACAGGAUGCCUGGUGUCAGCCACCCUGGAUAGCUACUGGGUUGGCAGUCGCUCUGACUGCGACCAUAAUAAUUAUUAUUAUAUUCGCCAUUUACUCCAUUGCACGUCAAGUCCAGUACGAUAUUAUCGGGAAGUUGAAAUCGUCGAUACAACCGUCACGACACUGGGGUCCAAGAGACCCCAUAGCUCACUAUUACUGGUUGAUGAGACGAGAUGAGGUCGACCCUCACGCACCUCGUACCAGAUACCAUAGACGUAACUUGGGACAGUUUUCUGGUACAUCCAGCGCUGCGAGUUUCUCUAAAUCACAAGAAGUAAGCGACAACCUUUCAGAAACCAAGAGAAGAACGAACUCUGACGACUGGCUGUACAAAUACCGGAAAGAAUAUCUAACCCAGAUAUUCUAUAUACAUUAUCCGAAUAGACGACGCUCCAAAUCCCUCGAUUGGCCGAAGUCACACUUGAAGAAAGAGAAAAGACUCAUUGAACAAGUCAGUUCCUCCAGUUUGAACUCAACUCUGAACGAUUCAGUUAUUGUAGUGGAAAAAGGGAAUGGUGUUGCUUCAAAAUGCUAA
Messenger RNA from Leptosia nina, 1935 nucleotides. The record is from the annotation of a GenBank genome assembly. Lineage: Eukaryota; Metazoa; Arthropoda; Insecta; Lepidoptera; Pieridae.